AUGCAGCUGGACUGCCCUCUAGUGGGCAUUCAGAAGGAUCAGGAGGAGACUCUGCAGGAGCUGAAGAAGAGGAUGGGGGAGGUGCAGAGAGAGAGGGAGAGAGACGGGGAGGCACUACGACGUCAGACCAGCGAACUGGGCUACAUCACAGAGAGAGAGGAGAGAAUGAAGAAAGAACUAGAGACCGCCCUACAGAGAGUCAAGACUCUAGAAACCAACAUAGAGUCUGAGAGAGCUGCUCACCUGGAGUCUAAAUUCAACUCUGAGAUCAUACAGCUGCGUAUCCGUGACCUGGAGGCAGCUCUACAGGUGGAGAAGUGUAGCCAGGCUGAAGCCGUGUCCAGUCUGGACAUGGUCAAACAACAGUUCAGAGAGGUGGAGCGAGCCUACAGCAUAGAGAGAGACAGGGCACGGGACUCUACUGGCAGACUGGCACAGCUGGAGAAGGACUACCUGAGCUCUAAGGCAGAGUUGAGUGCAGCGGUGGAGAAGGAGAGAAGAACUGCAUCACAAGUCCGAGACCAACUACAGGAACUACACACGCUACACACGCACAGCCUGACACAGCUGGACAUGGCUCGUAAGCGUCAGGUGUUGCUGGAGGAGGAAUUUGAGAGCUAUCUUAGAGAGUUACAACAGCUACUGCAACUACACACCGUUGUAGGACAACUCACCACAGAAGAGCCAGUUGGAGAGGGAAGAAAGCACAGCCCCUCUACUGUCAUGAACAUGCUGGGGACAGCCCUGACUACAUACCAGACCACCCUGGACCAGACUACUACAGAGGUCCUGGAUCAGCAGAAACAGUCAGAGAGGCUGGUCCAGGAGGUUCAGUCCAACCAGCGACUGAUGUCAGAACAGAAGAGUCACUUAGAGGAGCUCCGUGCAGCGCUGUCUGACUGUAACGUAGAGUUACAGCGUCUGAGAUCCCAGUGUUCUGAAAAGACGCUCCAGACCAACCGACUACAGACUGACCUACAGACCGCCCAGCAACACUGGGAGAAGGAGAGAGAAAGGGAGAACGGGAGAAGGAGAGAGAGGACCGUGGAGUUGCAGGCAGAAGUUCAGAGGAUCAGACAACUCAAUCAGAUAGAUUCUCAGGAGAAGUUGUCGUUCCUUCACGGUCUGUUCCAGCGUCUGUUGGCGGGCUGCGUCCUCGUCUCCCAGCCGCAAUGCAUCCUGGGUAGUUUCUCCUGGGCGGAGCUCUGUGAUGUCAUAACGGAACACGUCGACACCCUCACCUCUGACCUUACACGCGCCAACGAGAGGGUGUCCCACCUGCAGGCUGUGUGUGAGAGUAACAGUGUGUGUGUAUCUCAGCUGCAGCAGAGCCAGGAAGGGGUGUUAGUGAGAAUAGAGGAGACAGUGAAACAGAGAGAAGAGACCUGGACAGCACAGAGACAUGAGAUGGACCAGCAACACACACACACUGUUACACUGCUACAGGGGAAGAUACAGGUAACUAACACACUGCUACAGGGGAAGAUACAGGUAACUAACACACUGUUACAGGGGAAGAUACAGGGGAAGAUACAGGUAACUAACACACUGCUACAGGGGAAGAUACAGGUAACUAACACACUGCUACAGGGGAAGAUACAGGUAACUAACACACUGCUACAGGGGAAGAUACAGGUAACUAACACACUGUUACAGGGGAAGAUACAGGUAACUAACACACUGUUACAGGGGAAGAUACAGAUGUUCGCUGCUCAGCUUGAGGAGGCCCGUCAGAGACUAUCCUCACUCGAGAAAGAACGCAGCCAGCUGACCAAUGACCUCGCCAUGCUCCAGAAAACCCUAACCCAGUCUGACCUCCAGGGGUCAACCCUGCUCUCAGCCUGCACCCUACUGGCUGGGGCGCUCACACACCUCACACACGCCACACACACACUCCGCACACAGAAAACUCUCCUCACUCGCCGCUUGGCGGAGCGAGAGGGCCUAGAGAUGGAGGUUAGAACGCUCGUACAAGCUCUAGGGGAGGGAAGAGGAGAGGGGGAUGAGCAGAGGAAGGGAGGAGGGGUGAGGAGGUGGAGAAGGUGUGUGGUGUGUGUGAUAGCUGUGAACAGGUUGUGUGUGUUGGGACGGGGGAGCAGGCUGGUGUUUAGGGUGGGUGGGCAGAGGUACCCCUCUAUAGGAGUUCGUGUUUCAGUCGUCCCUCCUCUGGAGGAGAGAGAGAAGGACUCAACAUCGCCAUCUAAAGGUGAAGAGGAUAAUGACGAUGAAGGGAGAGGAAGACUGUGUGUGAGGUGGCUUCGUCGUAAAGAUAUCUCCUUCUUCAUCAUGUCUUCCAUGGCUGAACUACAAGAGGCCUUGGAGCACACAGUAUCUUCCUCUCGGGUGGUAUUGUCUGCCGCUCGUAACAGUCUAUCCCGCCUCCUGGACCACCUCCUCACCCCCUCAGACCGAGGGUCCCAUCUCACACCCUAUAGCGUGAACAAGGGUACUCUGGUUAGUAGGCUGGGACAGGGCUUACACCGACUCAUGGCCAAACAGAUGAGCAAUAAGUGUCUGGUGGUUUCGCUGCAGCAACACUUCCUGGUUUUCACCCACCGGCUGCACUCCGCUGAGGUGGAGAGGCGGAGCCUGAGGUUAGAGGUCGCGCGCCUCAAACGUGUCACCAAGGACGACCGAGGACCGUGCCACCUGGUGCCGGCAGAGCGGUUUGGCAGUGUGUGUGAGGAGUUGAGACAGGCCUUACAGAGAGAGGAGCAGGCUCAGGGUCUCCUGAGACAACAGUCUGACCAGCUACACACACUGGGGUUACGCAUGGACACACAUUGUGGAGAAGAGAGAGAGAGAGAACACACACUCUCACAGGCCGUACAGAGUCUGUCGGAAGCUCGUCAGGAGGUGCGUCAGAAGGAGCAGUCUCUAAGGGUUCUGGGUAAACACCUGUCGGACGUACAGCAGGAGAAGAAGAGUCUGGAGGAGAGUGUCAGACACGCGGAGGAUGCACUACGCAUGGCAGCCAAGCGCAAGGACUCCCUGGCCAGCUACAUGAGAGCAGUAGAGAGCAGCUACAGAGAGGUCAGAGACCGUAUCGUCCAAUCACGAUCCACCUCCACUGACAAGGACCUCCCUCUGCAGUUACCAAGAGUGCACCUGGAUCUGACCGGACCGGAGAGGUUGCUGGGAGGGCCGGACGUGGCCGCCUGUCAGAGCCUGGUGGGGACGUUCUCUGAGUUAUACCACGCAGCGUUCUCCAGGAUUGGCUCGAUGGAGAGGGAAAUCUCCGCCCACCAAAGCCAUGUCUCCGCCCUCCGGAAAGAACUACACGAUGCCUGUCUCAGGGAGGACCUCUGUUUCAUCCCUGUGUGCGAUUCUCAAUCGUCAAUGACCCCUCACCCAGACGACCUCUGUCAACUCGUCGUUGACCCUGAAGCCCCUCCUACCGAACACACCAACGUCCUGCUGAGGGAGGCAACAGGCAAACCCAACCCUACCCCCUCCCUCGCUCCCUCCCUCCCCUUGUCAGACCCCCCUAAAAAGGCUAAGGGCAGUAAGAAGGUGCCCAAGAAGACUCGUUCUGUACCGUCCAAGGCUCCGUCAAGAAGAUAGACCACAGAAUCACUGUUAUUUGUUACAGUGUAUCUGUUAUUUGUUACAGUGUAUCUGUGCUGUGUUACAGUGUAUUUGUUACAGUGUAUCUGUUAUUUGUUACAGUGUAUCUGUUAUUUGUUACAGUGUAUCUGUUAUUUGUUACAGUGUAUCUGUGCUGUGUUACAGUGUAUCUGUUAUGUGUUACAGUGUAUCUGUGCUGUGUUACAGUGUAUCUGUCCUGUGUUAUAGUGUGUCUGUGCUGUGUUACAGUGUAUCUGUGCUGUGUUACAGUGUAUCUGUCCUGUGUUAUAGUGUGUCUGUGCUGUGUUACAGUGUAUCUGUGCUGUGUUACAGUGUAUCUGUGCUGUGUUACAGUGUAUCUGUCCUGUGUUAUAGUGUGUCUGUGCUGUGUUAUAGUGUAUCUGUGCUGUGUUACAGUGUAUCUGUGCUGUGUUACAGUGUAUCUGUGCUGUGUUACAGUGUAUCUGUCCUGUGUUAUAGUGUGUCUGUGCUGUGUUACAGUGUAUCUGUGCUGUGUUACAGUGUAUCUGUGCUGUGUUACAGUGUAUCUGUGCUGUGUUACAGUGUAUCUGUGCUGUGUUACAGUGUAUUUGUUACAGUGUAUCUGUUAUUUGUUACAGUGUAUCUGUGCUGUGUUACAGUGUGUCUGUGCUGUGUUACACUGUAUCUGUGCUGUGUUACACUGUAUCUGUGCUGUGUUACAGUGUAUCUGUGCUGUGUUACAGUGUAUCUGUGCUGUGUUACAGUGUGUCUGUGCUGUGUUACAGUGUAUCUGUGCUGUGUUACAGUGUAUCUGUGCUGUGUUACAGUGUAUCUGUGCUGUGUUACAGUGUAUCUGUGCUGUGUUACAGUGUAUCUGUGCUGUGUUACAGUGUAUCUGUGCUGUGUUACAGUCAACACUCCCUGUUGACCGGAGACCCAUGGGUUCCCUUUGGGAAGAAGGACCCUUCAAUAUCCACGCGACAGAUUCCUUCUAUAGUGUUUAUCUGUCCUGAAUGAGGCGUUUUGAUACUGUCAUUAAGAGUAUGAAGAAGAAGACCUUUAUUGUAGCUGAAGAAAAGACAAGAAAAAAAAGAUCUGUUCUUGUUACAUAAACCAGUAAACCUUUUUUUAAAUGA
Molecule: messenger RNA, 4685 nt
Organism: Oncorhynchus masou masou (cherry salmon)
Lineage: Eukaryota; Metazoa; Chordata; Actinopteri; Salmoniformes; Salmonidae
Product: coiled-coil domain-containing protein 171-like
Exons: 24
Coding region: 1-3564 (1187 amino acids)
Source: RefSeq, a predicted model, not a curated record